GCCUCGCUGCUGCCGGAGCACCGUUGGGCGCCUUUUAAAGAGCGCGUUGGUUGAACGUGUUAGGGUGGUCGUCCGCCCGAGGGCCCGUCUUCUCGCUGGACUGCUUGCUCCCCGAGGGCAGCAGGACGGCCUUGCCCACUCGCGAUCUCCCCAAAGCCUGAUACAAAACCCACGACGUUGGGAAACGAAACAGCCCAAAGUAUUCGUCCUGGCUUCUGGGGCCUGGGGCACGGCUCUCCCCAUCUGUAAGACGGCGAUGAGUAAUUGUAAAGUGCUGACCAGUUGCCAUUGAACAUAGUUGAAACAAAAUAGAAGAUAAUGGCAGCAAACCCUUCAGGACAAGACUACUCAUCUUAGAUUCUAAGUAUACAUUCAUUGGUGUAAUUAUUUGAUCAUCUCUAUCCUCACUGGACUGUUUGAGAACCAUGAGAGCUAGAAUCAUGUCAAGUUUUGGCUCAUCAUUGUAUCCUUAGAACCUAUCUAGUGCCUGUAUACGAUGGAUACACAGGUUACAGUAAUUUUACCACUACCAAAACAAAACAAAAUUUCAGGUUUUCAAAACAAAAACAGAGUUGCAAUCUUGGCAGAACUGGACAAAGAGAAAAGAAAAUUACUAAUGCAGAACCAGUCUUCAACUAAUCAUCCUGGAGCGAGCAUUGCACUCUCCAGACCCUCUCUUAAUAAGGACUUCCGGGAUCAUGCUGAGCAGCAGCAUAUUGCAGCCCAACAAAAGGCAGCUUUGCAGCAUGCACAUGCACACUCAUCUGGAUACUUCAUAACUCAAGACUCUGCAUUUGGGAAUCUUAUUCUUCCCGUCUUACCUCGCCUUGACCCAGAAUGAAGAAAAUAUUUGUAACAAAAGUAACCCUAAUAUCGGAUGCCAAAGCUACUAUCAUUUAGUGCUAUACAAACUAUGACUUUCAGAAUUUUGGUGAACUUUUAUACUUUUUGCUUCUUUAAAAGAAAGGCAUGCGUAAGUCAAAGCAGAAAAGGAGAGUCACCAGAAGGAUGAGAGUUUUGGGAGCUAUAUUACCUGAGGAACUGAUGAUGCUACUUGUGACUGUUCUGGAACACAGUUUGAUUUUUGACUCUAAAUCAGACUCUGAAUUGGAUGGUCACAUAAAUUCACUCCCCACCCCCAUUGGACUAAUAUAUCAUUGUCCACAGUAGACUUUCACGAACAUUAAUAGUACUUCACCUUAAAGAAAUGAGGGUGCUUUUAAAAAAGUGAACCAAUAGGCUUAAAUAAGUUACAUUCCUAUUUGCUGUUUGUAGAAUUUAUAUUCAACACGUCAGCCUGAAAUAUUCUCUGACUCGUAACUCCCUUCUUCUCCAUUUUCAAAAAAAAUCUAAGACAAGACUAAGUUACCAACCAGUCUUAAAAAUCUUUUAUAAACCCAUGCUACUAUAAAUUAUGUGACUAAAUGAUAUUAAAAAUAAUUAUAAGAAAUAUGGUGGCUUUAAAA
Canis lupus familiaris (dog) is the source of this 1466-nucleotide messenger RNA. It is a transcript of the gene INIP, whose product is annotated as INTS3 and NABP interacting protein. Gene Ontology annotation, cellular component: SOSS complex; nucleoplasm; nucleus. The record is from RefSeq and is a predicted model, not a curated record. Gene Ontology annotation, biological process: DNA repair. Lineage: Eukaryota; Metazoa; Chordata; Mammalia; Carnivora; Canidae. The coding region runs from base 497 to 841 and encodes 114 amino acids. The transcript has 7 exons.